AUUUGACGCCUUGCACGUGCGGUACAUGCGCGCGCGCAGCUCAGUCGCAGACACUCUGCCGCAUGUGACGGUUGAUCGCGUAUUAUAUUCAACUUUCGAACUAUCGCGUACAUUUGAGUUUGCUUUAUAAAAAUUUUGUUCGAACAUAACUUUAAUGGCCAGUAAAUUGAAUGGUGUUGAGACAACGGUAUGGGCUCGUGGUCCUCCCCCCAAUAGAUCAUGUGGGGAGACAUUUAUGAGGGCGAUAUACGACCGGGAUGAAAACACAUUCCUGGGCCGAACGCCUAAACGAUGGGCUAUAGCAAUAACAUUCUACCUUGUGUUCUACGCUGUCCUGGCGGUGAUGUUUGCCGUGUGUAUGGGUGGACUGUUUUACAUCCUCGACGAUAAGAAACCAACAUACAUCCUCGAGAGCUCCUUGAUCGGUGCGAAUCCAGGAGUAUCGUCUCGUCCUCAGCCACUAGAUUUCGUCGUCCACUAUUCUACAGAAAAUACGACAGGCCAUGACUUCUACAUGCAAGAUAUUCAGGACUUUGUUAAAACUUACGCUAACGAGUCGUGGUUCAAUUCGAAGAAAGAUUGUUCGGUAGAAGAUAACUUCGGAUUUCCGGAAUCACCUUGCUUCUUCAUAAAAUUAAAUAAGAUUUAUGGCUGGAAACCAGAUUUCUAUGUCAAGGAUUUCCCAGAAGAUAUGUCAGCCGAUUUAGUUGAAUAUAUAAAUAGCCUUCAAGAGAUUGAACGUCAACAGGUCUGGGUGUCAUGUUGGGAGGAACAUUCCAAAAACGACACGAAGAUAGAGUAUCCAUGGGGCCGCGGCUUGCCGGGACGCUUCUACCCGUAUCUCAAUGAAGACGGCUAUAUCAGUCCAGUAUUGCCAGUCAAAUUUACUCCACCAGCGAAUACAUUAGCAGUAAUUAGAUGCAGGGCGUGGGCCAAGAACAUCGUCUACAACAAGAGCCUCAAGGAGCCGUCGGGGUACGUCCGUAUACUUCUGCAGAUAGACGACGAUACCGCCGUCAACACUACAGAAACAUCAAAAGAAUAACAAUAAUACAAAACACGUUAGUUGAAUAUCUGUAUAUACAAUAGGUAUAAUAAGUUAAAGAGAAAAAAGUAUAAGUAAAAAGAAGUCAUAAUAAUGAAUGUUAUUGCAAAAAACAAUUACGCACAGUAUAAUGUCGCCCCAGCUCUUGAACUAGAUUACUGUGUUUCAGGACCUAAAGAUAAGUAUACACUAUAAAGUUUGUUUAUCUCUGUGUAUACCUAGCCUAUAUAAGAUUGAAUACAUUUCGAUUGUGAUUGUCGACGCGAUACCUAAGUUUGUUUGAGAUAUCUGAGUCAGUUCAGAUAUCUUUCUAUCUUUUGCAUUGGUGAUAGAUCUAUUCUGUAUUGGACUCUGUCACCAUACAAAUACCCUACGCAUAAACAACACCAUUAAAUUCCGUUCCACGAAACGAGCUCCCAACGGAAAUUGCCCUCGUAAGCUCAUUGGUUAAUGCGCGUGACCUUCAUUAGCCAAAUAAUUUCUUAUGAUUGUCUUAUACGCCGGAUUCGUUUCGCUUAUCUCUAACCGAGCACAUUAACGAAUAAGGUGCGAGUAAUUUAUUCCCUAGGAGGUCGAUUCGCGGAAUGGACUAUAACAUCUUAGACGCUUGCUACCAAAAAUGUCAUCUGUCAGACCGGUCCACUUGCUAUAAAGUAUAUAAUGCAUUGAAUAACGUGGCUCUUAUAUCUUUUGAUUAUUGUAUUAAAUAUCAUAUCACAGAGUGAGUUUCUUGUCAUAGAUUGCGUAUUCCAAAUGAGGUACUCUUAAAUAGUUAUUCACGUUUAAAUUCUUUAACGAUUUUGGAAAUGAGUGUUUGUUUUUUUAAUGGAAAACCACUGGUAGUUAUUUUAUUAAAGUUGUGUAUAGUAGGAAUAUACUGUAUAAAUUAUAUGUUGAAAUAUAAAUUUAGUAGUCGAUACAUUUUAAUGAUAAAAUUAUAUAUUAAAAAUAAUAAUUCGAAAAGAAACUUACAGAUUCUAUUUAAUUAAAGAGACGUUAUUAUUAUUUAGACUUAUUAUUUAGUUUUUAUUUCGCCUGAAGUACAUAGCCGUGACGCUCUUGACAUAGGCACAUAGGUAUUGUAAUUUAUAGUUCAAAAGAUCCACUUGAAUAAUUAUCAUGAAUGUGUAUUAAAGUUGAAAUCGAACAGAUGUAAAAAUUUUACAUAUAAAAGCCGCUUGCGAAAGUCAUUUCUUCUGGAACUAUCAAAAUAUAUAAAGCGCUUCAAGCGCUUAAUUUGUAAUCAAGCUCGCAACCGUCUUAGGUAGAAAAAUUUUUGAAGAAAUAUAUAGUUUCUAUUAUUAAUAAUAAAAUAAUGUACUCGCCAAAAGAGAGUUAACUCAAAACUGGGUAGCAGUAAUUAAAUUUGUUCAACCGACUAUAUUUCAGAUUUUUUUUU
Molecule: messenger RNA, 2444 nt
Organism: Vanessa atalanta (red admiral)
Lineage: Eukaryota; Metazoa; Arthropoda; Insecta; Lepidoptera; Nymphalidae
Product: sodium/potassium-transporting ATPase subunit beta-1-like
Exons: 7
Coding region: 155-1045 (296 amino acids)
Biological process (GO): sodium ion export across plasma membrane; intracellular sodium ion homeostasis; intracellular potassium ion homeostasis
Cellular component (GO): sodium:potassium-exchanging ATPase complex
Molecular function (GO): ATPase activator activity
Source: RefSeq, a predicted model, not a curated record